UCAAGUGAAGCGUGCAUAAGAACUAACAACUCGACUACUGCUGUGCCUUUUCGUAUGGAACUAGCCCUCAUUUUCCAACUCAUUCAUCACAUUUCGGCUCACAGACCAUUGCGCCUCGUAGGGCUCAUGCGGCUGAUGGGAUUCGCCUGGCCUGGAACAGCGGCUUCACACCCGUCAGUCCUAGUGUAGUGCUCUUUUCUCCUUCUUCUGGGCGAGCUUCCAUUUUGACUCGCUCACACAGACACACACUCAACUUCGCCCACACGACACACGCCCGCCGUAACCCAAACUAAACACAAAGGGAAGGGGGAGCUAUAAAUAAUAUUUUCCGUCUCUUCAAAUCAGCUUUUGAGGAAACAGGCACGAUGAGCUCUACCGGGGGCUCGCAGCGCGCGAGCGAAGUCAACAGCGCCAUGCUCAACGUCCCGGGAUAUGCAGACGACACGAUGCUCUUCAUGAUGCGAUGGGGAAGCCUGGCCCAGGCGACGCUACGUAAAGUCGACUAUGACGAAUUCCUCGUCCGCCUGUCGGCCCUGAACACACAUUGGUUUGCCAGCCAGAGAAGCCAGAGCACAAGCGGAAGCCCCGUCAGCGUCGUCGGCACCCGCGGCAGCGGCCAAGGCGACGACGGAGGUCCCAAAGCAGAAGCGGCGGCGGCAACAGUAGCAGCAGCACGAGCAGCUGGAGUGACAGCAGAAGCGGCUACUACUACUAGCUGUGAGGAUGACAGAGACGGAGGAGGCGUCCAUACAGGCGACGAUGAUGAUGCCGUGGAUCCGCCCCAGGCCGGCGACAAGGCCGCUGAGCUCAAGGCCCGGACGCUGGAGCUGAUUCAGGACUUUCCGCAGCUGGUGCGCGAUUUUGAUAAAUUUGUCGACUGUACAAGGAUCAUGGCGACCAAGUAUGGCAGGGCACCAGUGUAAAGAUCAAAUGUCGUGAUGGAUACGAGUAGGCAGUACUACAGUACUAGGUAGUAUAAGCGGUAUAAAGCAAAAGGCACGCAGAGAAAUGUACAUACUUUGCAUGUACUAACGAGAGUCGAGAGUCUGUGGUAACGUUGGAAUCAGCUUAUCAAGUGGUGCCAAAUUGCUUCAUUAAACAGCCAGCGUUCUAGGCGCCUAAAAUAAAGACAGGGAUCAU
This is a messenger RNA of Trichoderma harzianum CBS 226.95, 1140 nucleotides long. RefSeq lists its product as hypothetical. The record is from RefSeq and is a predicted model, not a curated record. Bases 366 to 923 code for a protein of 185 amino acids. Lineage: Eukaryota; Fungi; Ascomycota; Sordariomycetes; Hypocreales; Hypocreaceae. The transcript is spliced from 2 exons.